Entrophospora sp. SA101 is the source of this 357-nucleotide messenger RNA. The record is from the annotation of a GenBank genome assembly. Lineage: Eukaryota; Fungi; Glomeromycota; Glomeromycetes; Entrophosporales; Entrophosporaceae.
AUGGAUGAUAAAUUAGAAAAUUUGAUGAGGCUUCCAAAAUCAAAAAGAAAUAAUGCCUUUGCAAAUUUCCAAAUAAUUGACAAAACAAAAGAACUUAUUAAUAAUAGUGAACCACUGCCUGAAAAUGAUGGUAAUAACAAUACUCAAAUUGAAAGUAAUAAUAUGGAGCUUGUUUCUUCCAAUGUUCAAGAAGUUAAAAACAACACAAACGUUUCUACAAAUGAACAACAAAUUUUACAACAACAAAAUUUCAAUACUACUAGUUCUAGUUGGGACACCCAACCUAAUAAUCUAGAAAAUUUUGAUAGAGAGCAUCACCAUAAGUUUCGUAAUCACCAUUCUCCAAACUCCCAAUAG